UGUCCCUUUAUAGGUAGGUAAUGUUAAAUUAAGAUGAAUAAAAAUGUACAGUUGUCGAAACUUACAAAAUUACUUUAUCACUACGUCACACUGGAUUAGAUUCGAUUACUGUAAACGUCAAUAACCUAUUCUACUUAUAAAGUUAUAACCUAGUAUUGAUUGCAAAUAUUGACUCAUCAGUCACGUAGGUACUCGCAAAUGUUGAAGAAGUAUUCGGGGCUGCGCAGACGAGGGAGUCUGUAUCAACUGGAUCACGAAGUUUAUCGACGUAAUUUAUAAGGGAUCGAUUGUGAUAACAAAGUAUCCCGUGAAUCCGGCGGCGGAUUACCUAGGCCUUUUUUUAUUGGGGAAAAUCAUCGAAUGGCUGCUCCCGCCUUGCGUGAGGCGGGAGGGAGUGUCAGACUCUUACUGACUAAAAACCACCCCGUUCCUACUCCUAUGGUGAUCUGACAGCAUUUUGAAGCGCGAAACGCUCGGCGCCUUACGCUCGGGUAGAGUUCUGGAUCGGGUGGCGAGCUACCCUUGCUUGCCGUCCGCAGACACGGUGGCCGGUGGAGCAGUGGUUACUUCUAUAAGUACCUAUUGAACGUCAUGAUAAUUAUUAUGUUUUAGAACCUGUAAUAACUUGUUGGUAACGCUAAAGUACCGCGGCGGGACAGAAACAUGUAGUGACGCGUUGAAUGUGUUGUUUAUAUAUAAGUACCGCCCGCUGUGUACUGCACAGUGCUGUAGUGGCGGCAGUGACACACGCCCGCGCAGCGCGACACUGAGAUACUAUUAUCACAAGCACACAUGGAGAGCGAGCCGACGCUGCCGUCGAAGACGGUGCCGGGACUGGGGUUCAAGAACGUGGCGGCCGCGGAGCGCACGUUGCGAGCGUUGCACGGCAGGGACCCCUUCUACCAGAAGCUGGUACUCUGUGGACUCAAGUCAACCGCCAUGCAAGUGAUUCGGCUUACACGCAAAGACAGGAAGGUUUCCAAUAUAAAGGCAGCGGUGGCCAUCUUCGACAAGUUCAUCGAAGACUUCGACGCGCGCCGCGUCAUCAAACAGAACAACCCGUACCUGUCGCUCGAUACAGUCAGAAAAGUGGAGGAACUGGCGGGGGACAACAUUACGGAACUGCAGAAAGCAUUCAUAGCGGCGUACAUCAGUGUGCGCGGCGAGUACAGGCGACUGCGCAACGUGCGCGCGCCAGGUGAAGACACUACCUGGGACAUCGUCAGGAACAGAGAGCUCAAGACGCUCAAAAGAAAGCUCGCCCACGCAGAACUCUUCGAAGAUGAUGGAGAGCCAACAGAGGAGCACAUAGAGAUGUUACUCUGGGCAUACUCCCCCGACUGUAGGAGACUCUGGGAGCACUUCCACAAGCCCAGAGUGGAGAGAGAGAGGUACAGGGAAAUUGACAUCGACCUUCAGAUGCUGGAAACCUGCAACCACGACGACCAGAGUGACGGAGGGAGACGGCGCAGCAAGAGGAUCACUGAAAAGACGAUAUCCAACAUAAAGGAAGCGGUGGUGACCCUCGAGAAGUCCUUGCAAGAGCUCAAGGCACAAACCAAACGGAACCCAUACCUGUCGCUCGAUGUAGUCAAGAAGGCGAAGGAGCUAGCGAGGGACAACAUUACUGAACUGCAGAAAUCGUUCAUAGCGGCGUAUAGCGACGUCUCGGGCGAGUACAAGCGACUGCGCAGCGUGCGCGCGCAGGCCGGGGACUCCACCUGGGACAUCGUCAGGAACAGGGAGCUUCAGACGCUCAAGGAGAAGCACGCAGGCGCAAAGCUGUUCACUGAUGAUGACGCACCCACAACAGAACACAUAGAGAUGUUACUCUGGGCGUACUCUCCGGAACCUAAGCGAGUCGCGAAAGAAUUACAUUUCUUCGAUAUCAAGGAGAAGGGAGAGAAAGAGAGCGAGGGUGACAAAGGAGACAAGAGUGUCAAUAGUGACAAAAGAGACAAAAAAGAUAGAAAGAGACAGAUUAGCAACGACAGGAAUAAAGAGAGUGGUAGAAUGCUACGACGCAGCAAGAGGAUUAAAAAGUAGGUAAUAGUGAUUGUUUGGUGAUUUUAAAGUUAUUGUU
Molecule: messenger RNA, 2083 nt
Organism: Spodoptera litura
Lineage: Eukaryota; Metazoa; Arthropoda; Insecta; Lepidoptera; Noctuidae
Source: RefSeq, a predicted model, not a curated record